Messenger RNA from Danio aesculapii, 5020 nucleotides. RefSeq names its product transmembrane protein 145 (gene tmem145). NCBI's taxonomy places the organism in Eukaryota, Metazoa, Chordata, Actinopteri, Cypriniformes, Danionidae. The record is from RefSeq and is a predicted model, not a curated record. The coding region runs from base 85 to 1719 and encodes 544 amino acids. Gene Ontology annotation, biological process: G protein-coupled receptor signaling pathway; response to pheromone. The transcript has 15 exons.
UCUGGCAGCCACAGUGGGCAGAUCUUCCUCUGCUCGCACAGCAUCAGAAGAAGAGCGCAGAAACGUUACGGUGGACAGGUGAAGAUGGAGAAAGUAUUAGGACUCGCCGUGGUGUCCAGUAUGUUAUGUGUCGGCUCGGUAUUGGGGAAAUACGUCAGAGGAAUCGUCAACACAAAAGAGGACUGGGUUUUCCUCACAAGGUUUUGCUUCCUGACCGAUUUUGGCCGACUGAACUUUAAGUUUCGAUACCCAAAGUCCCGAUGCUGUCAGAACAUAUUGCUCUACUUUGAUGAAAGCUCUCAGUGGCCAGCUGUGUACAAGAGGCCGGACAAGGAUUGCUACCAGAAAGAGUCAGUACUGAGGCCUGAAAAUAACCAGGUCAUCAACCUGACCACCCGCUACACUUGGUCUGGAUGUAUGGUGGAAGGCGAAGGUAAUGAAGAGAUGCUGAGCUGUGUAGGAGGUCGAAGUUUUCGUUCUGUCAGAGAGAGAUGGUGGUACAUCGCGCUCAGCAAGUGCGGGGGAGAUGGACUGCAGCUGGAAUAUGAAAUGACAUUAACCAAUGGACAGUCCUUCUGGACCCAGCAUUUCUCUGCUGAUGAAUUUGGCAUCCUGGAGACAGACAUCACGUUCUUGGUUAUAUUUGCCACCGUGUUUACACUGUCUUGUUAUUUUGCUUAUAAUUUAAAGGCAAGGCAGCUGCUCCAUACGACCUAUAAGAUGUUUAUGACUGCGGCUGGAGUGGAGGUAUUAAGCCUGCUCUUCUUCUGCAUUUACUGGGGUCUUUAUGCCAGGGAUGGUGUCGGGAAUGGCAGUCUCAAGAUAUUAGGGAAAUUACUCUUCUCCGUGAGCUUCCUGAUUUUCCUGCUCAUGCUGAUCCUCCUGGGAAAGGGAUUCACAGUCACCAGGGCAAGAAUAAGUCACAGUGGCUCUGUGAAACUGUCCAUUUAUAUGACAGUGUACACCAUAACCUACAUCAUACUCUUCAUAUAUGAAGCAGAGUUCUUUGAUCCAGGCGAGGUGCUGUAUGCUUAUGACAGCCCUGCAGGGUACGGUCUAAUGGGUCUGCAGCUGCUGGCGUACGUCUGGUUCUGCUACGCUGUGCUAGUGUCCCUCAAACACUACCCUGAAAAGCAGCCUUUCUACAUCCCCUUCUUCACGGCGUACACUCUUUGGUUUUUUGCUGUGCCAGUCAUGGCUCUAAUUGCCAACUUUGGCAUCUCUCGCUGGGCCAGGGAAAAGAUUGUGAACGGAAUCCAACUUGGCAUUCAUCUCUAUGCUCAUGUCGUCUUCCUGGCCAUCACACGUCCCUCAGCAGCCAAUAAAAACUUCCCCUACCAUGUGCGUACAUCACAGAUAGGAAUUCUUCUCUCCAGUCCUAAAGGCAUGGGGGCAGAAAGCUUCCCUCAUCAUGCUUAUGGGAAUAGCUCCUUCCUGGGAGACUCUCAGCCAAACUUCACAGAGCUCUUCUCCAUCCACUCAGAUCCUGUGAAGACAAUAGAUGAGGCGGUGGCUCGGAAGGGACAGGAAGUGCCAAGAAACAGCGAGCGCAAGAUCAUCACCACAACCGCAGACCUGUCGUCUACAUUCUCCUCGCUUCCUCCACCAAUACCACCACGCAGCUCCGCGCACUCUCCUCCUCCUCCUCCCAGAUUAACAUCCCACUUCACAGAGUAUUUCAGUAUGCAAGGGCCCACAGGGAUGGGUUCCAAUGCCUAGAGCGGCCCAUGGAGGAACAGGCCAUGCGGAAACUAAUUCAAACAUCUGCAAGGUGGAAAAGAGUUCAAUAUUUCAAUAGAUUAUAUUAAGGCAAGCGUGAAAAAGUGGAGCCAUUUAAAAAAAAAAAAAGUUACCAAAACAUCUGUAUUGUUGAAUUCGUAAUAAGACACGCGAGCUGCAGGACGGGGAGAGAGUGGGAUGUAACCCGCUCCUAAAAAAUAAGAAGCAAUAAAUAUUUCAGCGACAGGAGAGAGAUAAUAUAAAGCCAGUGCAAUAGAGUGACAGGAGACGAGUAUAGAUACUUCAAUCUUAAUGUGAAAGUAGGAUAGCGAUGUGUACAGUAAAAGUACAGUGAGCUCAACAUAUUUUUUUAAUGCUUUGUUCAUUUCAAGUGGUGCCGUUAAUAUUUGUAUUUCCAUGCCAUUUUAAUGCAACAGAACCAAGUAUUCAUCUCCCUCAUGUUUUUACGUUUUUGAGAAUUAAUUUCCUAUCAUUGUCUGUACAGUAGAGAUAAUUUAGGCUUUUUUAAUAUAUUUUUUAUUCCCAUCCACAGUGAAAACCGCUAGAGACUGAUGUUAAACUGGAAGUACUAGGCAGUAUUUGUAAACCAUGCAUGUUUGUGCUUUGUCUACAUUCUGAUAUAUUCAAUGUAAUUUUGGGUGUGCCUAGUUCUCCCAACUAGCAGUCCUAAUUUUGUAUGCAGUAAACACUGUUUAUAGCUACAGUACUGUAUGUAGACGAUAUUUAACUCAAGCGGAUGAUGAACGAAGACUUGACAUGCCGUUCUUUUUGUAUUUUUCAUUCCAUAAUAGAGGUUUAGUCGGGAAAAUGCAGAGCAGGGGUGUGUGGAGUACAAAAACUCAUUUAACAGUUGAGUUGAGAUUCAAUUUCAGCAGACUUUGUUACAUAUUUGUACACGUAAUAACACACACAGUGGAUAUGGAAAUCUUUUAUUUUGUCAGUGAGUAGAAAUCGCCUCAUUCAGUCCAUUGGGGUUGUACUAGGGUUUGUUUACUUGAGUGUCUGAUGAAAUUAUAGCUCUGCUCUUACAGAAACACUUUGUAUCGACUGCAUGGAGCACUUUACAGUUUCUAAGCCCUUAUUAUCAUUGUAGACCCUUGAAAAUCUAACCAUAAUGAAAAACAGUGAUGUACAGUACAGAUAAAACAUAAAGAGUUUGUCUGUAAAAUUCACUGCUUUUAUUUUCUUUUUUUUAAACAAACAACCAGUUGUGGAUCAUAUUUGUUAUAUAUAUCCUAUAUAAUCUUGAUUGACCUGCUUUAAAUAUAAUCCUAGAUGUAAUAAUGACAUUUCUAUUCAAAAGUUAUUGUUGUUUUGUUUUUUUUAUGAGAAGAACCACACUUGAAGAAUCAUCAAAGCUAGGUUCCCAAUUUUUGUAUUGACAGCUUUGGUCAUUAAGUCACUUAAUAUUAAAAAAUGCUGAACUUGAUCUGUCUAAAAGCCACCAGAAAAGGCUUUUUCCAUCUUUUAAAAGGAGAGUUCACACAAAAAUGGAACUUCUGUCAUCAUUUACUCAUCACAUGUUGAACACAAAGGAAGAUAUACUGAAGAAUGGUGGAAAAAACAGCUGUUGAGGAUGGAAUGGCAUCUCUUGAAAGAUCUUCAUUCAAAUGUUUAAUUGUGUAGUGAAAAAGCAAACAUAUACAUGCCACAAAACUAUUUUCAUUCUACAAUCCAACCUUCUGGCUGUAUGAAACACUUUUAAAAAAUACAGAAAGAACACUGUAGUCAAUUACAACUGUUUUCACAGAUCAAACUGAGGAAAAAAAUAUGGAAUCACACAAAUCUGAUAAAAAUUAUAUGGAAUCAGCGUGUACUUUGCAGUUUUAAAACAAAGAACUGUAUCUGAUUACAACUGCUAAUUAGUCUGCAAUUAAAAGAGUGCUUGCACACCUUAGUGAGGUGUUGAACCAAGCUGAUUGGCAUGACUCACGGCUCCACUACGAGAGAGGUCGGUUAAAACAAAGAAGAGGAUUACCAUCUUCUCAAAGAAGGUAAAUCUUUGUAGAAGGUUGUAGAAGUGAAGCGUACUGGUUGACCACGGAAGAUGUCAAAGCGUCAAGACCGAAAGCUUAAAGCAAUAUGCCUUCAAAACAGAAAAUACACAACAAAGCAAAUGAGGAACUAAUGAGCAGAAAGUGGAGUCAAUGUCUGUGACCGGACUGUAAUCGCCUAAAAGUAAAAACUGUCAUUACCAUCUAAACAGAAAAGAACAAGGUUUCAGUGGGCUAAAGAAAGACAAUCUUGGACUGUUGAUGACUGGAUAUGGACUGACUGGAAAACAUGCAAAUUUCCACAAUCAUUAAUAAUAUGGGGUUAUAUGUCAGGGAAAGGACAGAUGGGAGAGAUGACAGCCAUUAUAAAUGCACACGUUUAUAUUGAGAUUUUGGACACUUUUCUUCCAUCAAUUGAAAGGACAUUUGGGGAUGAUGACAUCAUUUUACAGGUUGAUAAUGCAUCGUGCCAUAGGGCAAAUUCUGUGAAAACUUUCCUACAGGAAAGACAUAUAAUGUCAAUGGGAUGGCCUGCAAAUAGUCCAAAUCUCAAUCCAAUUGAAAAUCUGUGGUGGAAAUUAAAGAAAAAUGCCCAUGACAGGGCUCCAACCUGCAAAGCUGAUCUGGCAACUGCAAUUGACAAAGUUGGAGACAGAUUGAUGAAGAAUACUGUUAAAUACAUGCAUUAGACAAUUCAAGCUCUUAUAAAAGCAGAAGCAGAGCAACAAAGUACUAGUGGUGUUUUUAUUUGCUGAUUCCAUAUGAAUUUCCUCAGAUUUGUGUGAUUUCAUAUUUUUUCCUUCUGUUUGAUCUGUAAAAACAGUUGUAACUGACUAAAGUGUCCUUUCUUUUCUUUUUGUUAAGUGUUUAAUACAGCCAGAAGGUUGGAUUGUUGAAUGAAAAUAGUUUUGUGGCAUGUACAGUGUGUUUGCUUUUUCUUCUACACAAUUAAACAUUUGAAAGAACAUCUUCCAAGAGUGGCCAUUCCAUACUUUUUGCCAGGGGUUGUAUAAGGAGAACCAUUCAGUGUGAGUAAGUGAUAAGGGAAUUAGCUUUUUUGGGGGAGGUGAACUGUCCCUUUAAGUGAGUGUGUGCACAUAGCAGAGAAGAGAGAGCACACUUUAUGAAUAUAUGAUAGAUAUUAGCACAUCACAUUGGGGAGCACAGUAAGAUUUAGUUUAAGCACAUUUCUGUUGCACUGUUCAUACUGAAUGCAUUUUAAUAGUGUCAAAUGACUUGGCGGUGCAUACCUUUUUUGCCAAAUUAAAAUGGUCUGUUUUACUACA